Phytophthora infestans T30-4 is the source of this 411-nucleotide messenger RNA. RefSeq names its product protein kinase. Lineage: Eukaryota; Oomycota; Peronosporomycetes; Peronosporales; Peronosporaceae. The transcript has 2 exons. Bases 1 to 411 code for a protein of 136 amino acids. The record is from RefSeq and is a predicted model, not a curated record.
AUGAUGCGGCGUCGCGAGAGUAACUGGACGCUGGACGAGGAGGAAGACGUGGCUGUAGAGAUCGAGCGUAUUGAGCAUCCCUGGAUGGCCGUCGCGCUGUUCGAGCAGCUAUGGAUAAACGCCACGCAGCAAGUGAGUUCCAGCUGCACCUUCACCAAGUACACGCGUAAAGCUGCUUCUAAAGGCGACAGAACGCCCCGGACACACGACACAGAGGCAGAAGUUGCCGAUGCUACGAGCUUUCAACAGCAAUUCCUGAGAGCGCUAGGGGACGAUCUCGUCGUGUUCCCUCAGAAAUCAGAGCACGACAAGUUUGUGGUGCUCGCGUAUGCCAGAUGGAGCAGCUGCACGACUCGGAGCAGAUCGCCAUCACGGUUAAGAACACAGACCCCGUCCAUCGCACCAGGAUGA